CUUAGUGAGUGCCCACACAAACUUAGACCCACACAAACAGUUGAGAGUGCCCAGAACUGCAAGUCAUGAAGGAACUCAAAAGCAAGGCGUUCUGGAGGGCCGUUUUGGCAGAGCUGGUGGGUAUGACCCUCUUCAUCUUCCUGAGCAUCACAGCUGCGGUUGGAAACUCGAACAAUGACAAACCAGAUCAGGAGGUCAAGGUGGCACUUGCGUUUGGGCUGUCCAUUGCCACUCUCGCCCAGAGUCUCGGGCACAUCAGCGGAGCCCAUUUAAACCCGGCUGUGACCCUAGGCUUGCUGGCCAGCUGUCAGAUCAGUUUGCUGAAGGCAGUCAUGUACAUCAUUGCCCAGAUGUUGGGUGCAGCGGUGGCGAGUGGUAUCGUCUAUGGCGUCACUAAAGGAGAUGCCCUGGGGCUAAAUACAAUCAACAGUGACAUUUCUGCUGGUCAAGGUGUUGGCAUUGAACUCCUGGCUACCUUCCAGCUAGUGCUGUGUGUCAUAGCGACCACGGAUAAAAGAAGGCGGGAUGUGAAAGGCUCCGCCCCUCUGGCCAUCGGCCUCAGUGUUUGUCUGGGCCAUUUGACAGCCAUCAGUUUCACUGGAUGUGGAAUCAAUCCUGCUCGAUCCUUCGGACCAGCAGUGAUACUUCGAGAUUUUACCAACCACUGGGUUUACUGGGUUGGCCCAAUGUGUGGUGGUGUGGCCGCUGCUCUGGUCUAUGAUUUCUUGCUGUACCCUAAAAUGGAUGACUUUCCUGACCGUGUGAGGGUGCUGGUGUCUGGCCCCACUGCAGACUAUGAUGUCAACGGAACUGACGACCCCCCUGCUGUAGAAAUGUCAUCAAAGUGAUGCAACACUCCACAUAUUUAGUGUAUUAUACUCUUUAAGUCUCUUCACAAAAUAUCUGUAAAUAUCUUUUUCCUUAAAGGGGAAUAGCAGUGUUUUAAAAUUUACUAUAUGACAGUUUUUUAAAUGCAAAUGUAAAGCAUCCAUGUAGUUGUUCAAAUGAAAAAAGUUUUGAAAUUUUGUCUUAAUUUGUUUGGUUUUGGGUUUUUUAUGACUCUCAAUUAGUAAAUCAGCAUGUACCUCAGGAAAAUGAUACAAUUUUGUCUUGUUUUCAAAAAUCUCACAUAUCAGAAUUGAAAAUGUAGAUUCACUUUUUUGGUAAACAUUUUAAAUGAAAGUGUUUAUAUUGCAUUAUUUGUACAAUAUGAUG
Xyrauchen texanus (razorback sucker) is the source of this 1215-nucleotide messenger RNA. Its product is annotated as aquaporin FA-CHIP-like. Bases 66 to 848 code for a protein of 260 amino acids. Gene Ontology annotation, biological process: hyperosmotic response; renal water transport; carbon dioxide transmembrane transport. Gene Ontology annotation, cellular component: membrane. The transcript has 4 exons. NCBI's taxonomy places the organism in Eukaryota, Metazoa, Chordata, Actinopteri, Cypriniformes, Catostomidae. Gene Ontology annotation, molecular function: ammonium channel activity; glycerol transmembrane transporter activity; carbon dioxide transmembrane transporter activity. The record is from RefSeq and is a predicted model, not a curated record.